Molecule: messenger RNA, 2282 nt
Organism: Gavia stellata (red-throated loon)
Lineage: Eukaryota; Metazoa; Chordata; Aves; Gaviiformes; Gaviidae
Gene: PINX1
Product: PIN2 (TERF1) interacting telomerase inhibitor 1
Exons: 7
Coding region: 1-1074 (357 amino acids)
Biological process (GO): regulation of ribosome biogenesis
Cellular component (GO): nucleolus
Molecular function (GO): telomerase inhibitor activity; nucleic acid binding
Source: RefSeq, a predicted model, not a curated record
AUGGCGAUGCUGGCGGAGCCCCGUAGAAGGCAGAAGUGGUCAGUGGAUCCACGAAAUAGCGCUUGGAGUAAAGAUGAAUCCAAAUUUGGCCAGAAGAUGCUGGAAAAGAUGGGCUGGUCCAAAGGAAAGGGUCUUGGGGCUCAGGAACAAGGAAAUACAGAACAUAUCAAGGUUCAGGUGAAAAACAACACGCUGGGGUUAGGAGCAACCAUCAAUUAUGAGGACAACUGGAUUGCUCAUCAGGAUGACUUCAACCAGCUUCUGGCUGAACUGAAUGAUUGCCAUGGACAGGGUGAAACAGACUCCUCAGUGAAUAAUCAGAAGAAGACAUUCAGUCUUGAAGAAAAAUCCAAAUCUUCCAGGAAACGUGUCCAUUAUAUGAAGUUUGCAAAAGGUAAGGACCUCUCUUCGCGCAGUGAAGAUGACCUGUCCUGCAUAUUUGGGAAGCGACAGAAGAGUACGAAGACACAGGAGGAUAUUACCAAUCCCAAGUCUCAGGAAGAGAAGAGAAACCACUGGCUGGCUGAGCCUGCAGACGGUUACAAUACAGUGAAGAGCGUUCUCACCGUACAGGAAUAUUUCGCCAAGCGCAUGGCGAAACUGAAGGGAUGCCAGAAUGAAAGAACAACAAAGGUAGACAAUUCCUGCCCAACAGCUGACGAAGCUUUGGAGCCUUCAGAAGAACUGAAAACCAAAGUCAAAAAGAAAAAGAAGAAGCAGAAGAGAGAUGAGGCAGAGAGUGCAGAGCAUUGCGAGAAACCAAAAGUGAAACAAUCUAAGAUAGGUAGCUUGAAUGGAAAGGAACUGGAUGCUCUGUUAAAUGAGGGUCACUCAGGGAAAAAGAAAAAGAAACAUAAAGAGCAGCACAAAGGGGAAAGCAUUAGUUGUGAUGAAAAUAUGGGCAGUGGAGAAAUCUAUACGGGAAUAUCUGAUGAGGAAGAUCUCAGCGUAAAGGACUAUGAGGCAAAGCAAAAGAAACGCCAUAAGAAGAAACACAAAAGGCAAAAAGAGGAGGCAGAUGAGUGUAUUGAAGGAGCACAGAGAAAAAAAAAGAAGCACUGCAAGCACAUUUAACCAUUUAAGAGUCAAGCUGGGACUCUGAGGUGAUUCGAACUUUAGCGUGUUAGAGGAGAAGUCUGUGUGAACACACCAGCCAGACUUCACAUCGUAAUCCAGUCUUGAGCACACUGCUCUACCUCCACCUGAAACCCCAGACUGUUGAAAUAUAGCUCUUUCAAGGGAGAACGUGGUGGCAGGCCAACAUGAGCUUCAGUGCCAUGUUAAAAAGGUCUCCAUGUGUAGGGCCAAGGCUUGCAUGUCUGCAAAACAAGACUUGAUAAAAACCAGUGAGGCUUUGCCCCUUCCAGCGUGGCAGACGGUUCACCGUAGUGGCUUUGCAAGAGCUGUAUUUUAACACAGCAGACCCUGUGCUGCCUUCAGCCCAGAUUCACUCUGGUGCAACUCCAUUCAAGUCUGAUAACAGCAAGCAAAAUCAAGCCUGGUUUUAACCACUGCGGUUAAGACUGUGAAAGGUGGUGAAUUACUAUCUGCUGCUUCACCCGGACUGCGUUUUUCUCAGUCCAGGGACCAAAAAAAAGUCACCCUACUGCUGCCUUUAGUGCUGCCACUGUUGUUUUCACUUGUGAUAGCCCAGCUCAGCUUCUGAAAACAGGAGGGGUUUUGCAAAGCUGUAUGUAUUUUUCCAUUGAUUUUUGCAGUGUUGUCUAAUUUUUUCAUUGAUCUCCUUUUACAUAUAAAAUGAUUGUUGUUUCUUCGCAAAAUACUUAGUCUAAUUAAAGGUUUAUGCCUCAGUGUCAGUACUAAAGAAUGAAAUAAAAUAACCUCCCUUUGUUUCCUAGCCAGUAGUUAACUACUGUCAAGCAAUUGUAACUUUGCAACAAAGCUAAAGGAGCUGUGCCUUUAUUAACCAUAUCUAAAUCUUUGGUUCCCAGGCGACAUUCACGGUACCUUCAGUGGUGCAUCUGGCAUUCAAAAAGUUGUCUUGGGUGGAGCAAGGUUUUCUGUGAAAUUAGGAGACCGAACAGAUUUUAAAAGCGUAGCUAGUCAGAUGCAUUAGUAUCGCCAUUUAUACAUUGAAAACCUGUAGUUUAGAUUUAUAACCAAAUUAGAGCUUGUUUCUGUUUGUAAACCUGGAAAUAAGUAAUGCUGGAACUCAGCGCUACCACCAGCUGUUUUGUAUGAGAGCUUAAACGUUCGGGCUGGAUUUUGGCAUCUCAGUCUCACUCAACUAAGCGCUGUCAGAGGGGAUGGGUGAGCUUGGA